AUGCCUGCUGACAACCCCGUCCGCAAGCGCGAGCGCGAACCAGAGACGAUCGAGAGUCCUGAAGAGAAUGGCAGCAAUGGAUUGCCUACUCCAACUGUCUCUGCCCCAUCCAAUGGGAAUCCACCACCACCGACCAAUGGGAGCACCACACAGGACCCCGACAAACCGAUCAAGCCCCACAAACCUCUCAAUCGUGUGCCCCGUAUGUGCCUUGCGUUUCAUCUGGGUGCUUGCAAUGCUUGUCGCAAACAAAAGAUGCGAUGUGAGGGAGCAGACAAUCCGCCGUGCAAGCGCUGCCGCCAUGCCCACAUCGAGUGUAUGUUUGAGAAACCAGCGCGGGAAGUCAGUGCGGCCACCGAGCAGGGAUUAGAACGCAUUCGAUCUUUGGAGAAUCAGGUUUCUUCAAUACAACAUACUCUCUCCGAGCUUGUAUCAACGCUGCGCAACCAGCAACAACAACAACAACAACAGCCAACAGUUCCGCAGGCCCCAGUUUCAAACUCGGCUCCUUCCCCAUCUUCAGCUACGACCGCUUCCACCCAAACACCUCAGAUCCAUCCUUCUCCUUCUCCUUUCAGCCCGAGCCUUAAUGCCACAGGUUAUGCUGGUUUCCACCCACCGAUGGCCCUGCCUCCCCAGAUGUCCCAGUCUCAGCAUCACUCCCAUAACCAACCUCAGCAUCAUCACUCUCACUCGCAUUCUCAUCCACGAGAAACAAGCGAGCGCGACAUGGCCGCCGCCACAACAUUGGCCAUGGCUCAACGAGGCCACCAUGGACAGCAGCAUUCCCAUCAGCAGCACCCGCAAAAUUCGAGAUCGUAUUCGUACGGGGACGGGAGUAUCUCAGAGAACGGCGGGACUAACGGCAUGCCAAACCGUCAGCACUCGCAAGGUGAUCUUCAACAGGGGUAUUCAUACGCCAAUCGGUCACCUUCUGCCUCCGAAUCUCCCCAACGUGGCCAUCUACAUUCAGGACCCAAACCAGCGCCCUCGCAUCACGGCGGGUAUCAUUCAGAUGGUGGCUAUGUAUCGCAUACACAGUCACACCAUCAACAGCACCAGCAGCAGUACUCGCAUCACCAACAACAACACCAAAACCAGCAGCACCAACAACAACAUCAUAACCACAACCAGCAUCAACAGCACCAUCUUCAGUACUCCAUGUCUAACGAUCAUAGCUAUGCACAUCAGCAACAGUUACAUCCGCCUCACCCCCUCCCACCCCCACCUCAACGCCACCCAGGAGGAGCCGUUCCUUCAUCCAACGUUACCUCCGCCGAUAGCUCCGACGACGAGGGCGAGCUCCCAACACAAGGUCUUGUCGCACCGAUCGAAGUCCUCCGCGGACUGGCAGAACGCCAGGAACGAGAGAUGGGUGGUCGGACCCGAAGUGCUUCACCUGUCGCCGGCCCUUCUGAACCCUCGACCACUCGCACUGGACAACGGGGCAGCAUUUCCAAACAAGGAGGAAGCCUUGGCGACAGAGAACCCGAGGUCGACGAACCUCGACCGCCGAAGCGCAGAAAGACUAAGCACGAGGAUUUGCAGGCGCCGGACCAUGCGUUUCCGGAUGUGGUGACUAAAGGGAUAAUUACCGAGCAAGAGGCGAGGGAACUGUUUGCGAUCUUCUAUCGCGGGUGUUCAACCUUUUUGCCGGUAUUCGAUAUGGCAGUUGAUACUUAUGACGCUCUGCAUUCUCGGUCUCCUUUUUGCGUCAACACGAUCUGUAUGGUUGCUGCUAGGGUUCGAGAUGGUGGAGAGAGUGAGACCUACCAAAAAUGCCGAGCAGAGGUAGAAGAGAUAUCACGGCAUACGUUAUUUACCCCAGUGGUUCGUCAGGAAGCUGUUCAAGCGAUGGUCCUAGUAUCGGGCUGGUCCACGAAUGGAUGGCUUCCUGGAGGACAUGCGGUCAGGAUGGGGCUAGAAAUAGGGAUGCACAAGGCAUGGCCACGUUUACACAAACGUAUGCGCGCGGGGAAGAUACUGGUAUCGCAAGAGGAAAGACAACUUGUCAUUUCUGCCCGAACGUGGUUUGUCUUGUUCCUAUUCGAGCAUCAGAUAUCGUUCGGGACAGGUCGUCCCGCAAUCCUGCGAGAUGACGAAUCCAUCGCACGAUGCAGGGACAUUCUACGGCAUCCCCUUUCGAUUCAAGACGACAUGCGGCUCGUUUCCAUGGUCGAACUCAUGGUUUUACGCGAGCGCCUUCACAACCAGUUGGCACCUUACGAAGGUCCUGUCGAAGACCGCGUGUACAAGGUGCUGCACCAGGCCGAGUCGGACUUUCGUACCUGGUACGAGGAGUGGGAUCAUCUCUUUUCCCAAAAAUACGAGGACGCGGCGUUUUAUCGGCAAAGUUUAAUGAUCCAAAGGGAUUUCGGAGAGUUGUAUCACAAUGCGACUGUACUAAGGGGCAUACGUGGGCCAGAGGAUGUAGCCCGGAUGCCCAUGGAGCAAAAGAUCGUUGCGCAGCGUGCGAUCAGGCUCGCUAAGCGUGGUUUGGAUAACUGUAUUCGUUCGGUAACUUAUCGUGAAGGUCUGAAAUAUGCUGUUCAUUUUACCCAUGUAACCGCUACUUUUGCGGCAUCCUUUUUGAUACGUCUAGCUCGUCUAUUUCCUCAAGAAUGUGAUCCCAAUGCUAUUAUGUCGACUGUUGAAGAUCUUGUACAUCUGCUUUCCAAUAUACCCGCUGGGCGGUAUGCCCGCAGCCUGCGUCUUAUGUUGCGGUCGGCGCGACGGCGCAGGGUGCUUCCACCACGUCCCGCGGGACCAGUGGACCGCGCCGGCAACCCACCUCUUAUGUUUGGAGCUUCACCUCAAGGUACCUCGUAUAGCGAUACAAGCUCGCCGCAACAGUUUACCGGCGCUUCGCCCGGCACACAUCCUGAUAACUCGGUUUCUCCCGCCGCGUUCCUCAUGGCCAAUGGUAUGAUGAACCCCGGUCAAGAAUUCGAGCCAUAUCUUCAAGGAUUUGAGCUUGCGCCUGGACAAGAGGUGCCCGUGUGGCUCUCCGAGUCAAGCUUGGGCGAUGCGGCGCUCUCUCAGUUUGGGCUGGAGGCGUUCGUGAUCCCACAACAGUAUGAUCCCAAUUCUACCGAGACACAAAUAUGGUGA
Messenger RNA from Rhizoctonia solani, 3111 nucleotides. Its product is annotated as Fungal Zn(2)-Cys(6) binuclear cluster domain. Gene Ontology annotation, molecular function: zinc ion binding; transcription cis-regulatory region binding; DNA-binding transcription factor activity, RNA polymerase II-specific. Gene Ontology annotation, biological process: DNA-templated transcription; regulation of DNA-templated transcription. The transcript has 15 exons. Gene Ontology annotation, cellular component: nucleus. Bases 1 to 3111 code for a protein of 1036 amino acids. The record is from RefSeq and is a predicted model, not a curated record. Lineage: Eukaryota; Fungi; Basidiomycota; Agaricomycetes; Cantharellales; Ceratobasidiaceae.